UUGAAUACAUUCUUGAAUGAUUUUUAAAUUUUUUAAAUGACUGGUAUAGACAUGAAUAGCUGUCUCUUUUUUAUCUACCUGGUACGAAACGUUCUACGAGUGUUACGAAGAUUUUCCUCUUUUCAACUUUGAUUACUGUCGUUUAAACAUUCUGACUCACUGUAUGUUUGUUAGUAUACGUGAUCAGUAAUACAUACUGAAUAAAAAAAUUUUCACUCAAAUGAGAGAGGCAAAUUGAAUGGCAUGUGUUCCAAUGUGUUCGACAGUUUACUUCAGGAUCUCGGACCGGUUACUACAUACUACGACUUCCGUUUCUUUCAUAAAUACUCUUUUUUAUAUUUGGCAAUUUAAUUUUUUUUUUUUAAAUUUAUAAGUAAAUUAACUAUUAUAUUAUGGAUUUAUUAACUACGAAAAAUUUAAAUAUGACAAGUAAAAAUAUAGUUGCAGAUGCAUUCAAUUCAUCGACGACGACAAUGAGUCCAUUUACAUCUGAAGAAGAGGACGCGAUUGUGACCCUGGUUGUUGUAGUUGUUGGAAUAAUUGUUGCAAUAAUAAUAUUAUUUUCAUUGGCUAUAUUUAUGGACUGUAGGCAACAAAAACGUGAUUUACUAACGAGAAAACAAAUAAGAUUAAAAAUAUCACAACGAAGAAAAAAUAAAAAUGACGAUCAUAAAUCAUUUGCUAAAGAUAUGUGUCCAAAUUCUGUAACGAAUUUUGGCUCAACCAGGAUAUCAGAUGAAAUCGUUUGAUAAUAAUCAGGAAUGAAAAUAAUAUUUAAGAAACAAGUCAAGUUUAAGACUUGGAAUACGAUAAGUGUUCCUUUCUUAAAAUAUAAUUUAAAAAAGAACUUUAAUCAUGUUGUAAUGGUUUUGAAAAAAUUCAAUCGUAACAUUAAUACGUGAUUUGGUUAAUAUUAAGUCACGAGGUGCUACUUUCUCUGUCGUUUUUUUGUUUGUUUGACCAUCGAAAAAAAAAAAAGGAAUGAACAACAAAUAAUACAGCUUAGCAUUUAAAAUUCAGUGCCAAUUUUCAAGUAUAUAUUUUUAAAUUCCAUACUCUUAAUAAAUUGUAAAGAAUUUCAAACUUGAAAUUGAAUUUUCAAGUACCAGUGAUCAAUUAGUACGAUUAUAAUAAUAAAAUUAAAAAUAAGUUUUCCAUGACUUGUGACAAACAAUUUACAUUAAAUAUUAAAAAACAAGAAGAAAUUAUAUUUUAUCAAUUUGUAUCAAUUCAAUUUUAUAAAUAAAUAAAAGUAAAUUUUUAUUUAAAAUUAUUUUUAUUGUCAGCUGAAAAUAUUCUCACUUUUGUUGUCAUGAAAUACAAAAUAUACAUAUGUAUAUGAAUUAAAAUAUUAUUUUUUUUAGCCAUUAAUAUUUCGUCUAUCAAGACUUUACAUAUUUACAUAUUUUACAGUUUAAAAAUUAAAACUUUUUUGUUUUUCAAAUACAAUUUUCCAUGAAGUAAACAUUUAUUUAAUUAUUAUCGUUAAAAUUUAUGGAAUAUAAUUAUCAUGAUUUAUAUUUUAUGGCCAAGUUUAUAAAAAAAAAAAAAAAAAGUAUUUUUAAAUUUUACAAAAAUUAUCAUAGAUAGCAAAAUUAUGUACUUAAAAAAUUCGUUGUCAAUAUCAGUAGACGAUUUUUUUACACAAUAACAUUGUUAUCUUAUCAUUUGAAGUAAAAGUUAAAAAAAAAAAAAAAAUAUAUAAAUUUACUACGUGAUACA
Molecule: messenger RNA, 1722 nt
Organism: Aphidius gifuensis
Lineage: Eukaryota; Metazoa; Arthropoda; Insecta; Hymenoptera; Braconidae
Exons: 3
Coding region: 393-749 (118 amino acids)
Source: RefSeq, a predicted model, not a curated record